GAGCAGGAUCGGACCCGUCGGUCGGGCUUUGAGUGGCUGGAAAUUCCCGUCCUCGGCGGCUCCUCCCCCGCAGAAAUCCCCUCGCCGGGGUGUAUAUGCCCAGCGCCGCCGCCUGCGCCGCACACUCGCAUCGCGCCGUAGCUCCGCCGCCAUGAUCAGCGCCCACCGCCCCGCCGAGCCGCCCGUUAUGGAGGGCUACGAGCAAGCGAAGAAAGAGCGUCAAGGAGGGCUCCCCCUCGACGAUCGCCACGACAGCGGCUUGGAUUCCAUGAAGGAGGAGGAAUACCGGCAGCUGGUGAAGGAGCUUGAGGACAUUCGCCUGCAGCCCCGCGAACCGCCCGCCUGGGCACGGCAGCUGACGGAAGACGGAGACACUUUUCUCCAUUUGGCGAUUAUUCACGAGGAAAAAGCCCUGAGCCUGGAAGUGAUCCGGCAGACGGCCGGGGACCGUGCUUUUCUGAACUUCCAGAACAACCUCAGCCAGACUCCUCUUCACCUGGCAGUGAUCACCGAUCAGCCUGAAAUUGCUGAGCAUCUUGUGAAGGCUGGAUGUGACCUGGAAAUCAGAGACUUCCGAGGGAACACCCCCCUGCACAUUGCCUGCCAGCAGGGCUCCCUCAGGAGCGUCAGUGUCCUCACACAGUACUGCCAGCCUCACCACCUCCUCGCUGUCCUGCAGGCGACCAACUACAACGGACAUACGUGUCUCCAUCUGGCCUCUAUUCAAGGAUACCUGGCUGUUGUUGAAUACUUGCUGUCCUUGGGAGCAGAUGUAAAUGCUCAGGAGCCAUGCAGUGGCAGAACAGCACUACAUUUGGCUGUUGACCUGCAGAAUUCAGAUCUGGUGUCACUUCUGGUGAAGCAUGGGGCGGAUGUGAACAAAGUGACCUACCAGGGCUAUUCCCCCUAUCAGCUGACGUGGGGAAGAGACAACUCCAGCAUACAGGAACAGCUGAAGCAGCUGACCACAGCCGAGCUGCAGAUGUUGCCCGAAAGUGAGGAUGAAGAGAGCAGUGAAUCGGAGCCUGAAUUCACAGAGGACGAACUCAUAUAUGAUGACUGCCGUAUUGGAGGACGACAGCUGGCAUUUUAAAGCAGAGCUUUCUGUGAAAAGAAGUGACUGUGUAUCUCUGUAUAGAAAAAGGACUGACUUUCUUCAUUUAAAAAGCAAGCCACAAGGGAGAGGAAAAAUCAAGGAGGGAAAUACAAAACUGCCUGGCAAGGAGCACGUAAUUGUAACAGGAUGGUUCCAGGUUCUGGCCUAUGUUUAAAUGCAGGAGUGGGAUGUGUAACAUCAGUAGAGAUCUGUGAUUAGUCACGCCACCUCAUAAAGAGCCACAUAGCCAAUCUUCUCAACCCUAUGGAGGUAACAGACUACACCUCCAUCCUGCUAGUUACCUUGUGGCAUUCAGUACCCCGAGGAAUUCAUGUCCUUUCAUGGCCAGACAGGCUUAUACGAACACCCCAUCUUCUCAGUGACUGUUAAUCUGUGUUGGACCAGGGGUGCUCCCUGGCCUUACUGACUCACCUCAGCUGCUCUCAGUGGGGUGUCCCAGGUGGAAGAGUCCAACCAAGGGACUGGUGACCUCCUGGCUGUUAAUACAAAGUAGCAAUAAUGUUAACUGUGGGCAUUGGAAACUGUGUGUUUCACACCAUGUGUGUCAUAAUUGCUACACUUUUUAGCAGUUGUAUAUUGUGUAAAUAUUGUACAUUUUUUUUGUUUAUAAUUAUUUUGGUACAUGUGAGAUGUAUUUAUUAAAAAACGAUUACUGUA
Messenger RNA from Calypte anna (Anna's hummingbird), 1774 nucleotides. RefSeq names its product NFKB inhibitor alpha (gene NFKBIA). The coding region runs from base 152 to 1093 and encodes 313 amino acids. Lineage: Eukaryota; Metazoa; Chordata; Aves; Apodiformes; Trochilidae. The transcript has 6 exons. The record is from RefSeq and is a predicted model, not a curated record. Gene Ontology annotation, molecular function: protein binding.